ACCGAGGAGAUGAUGAGCUGAAAUGGGAGGUUCUCGACUAACAACUCUUUCAAUGGAGACUCAUCACCCAUCCACACUCUUGUCUAUGGAUUCCAGUGCUUCUUCUCAUGACGAAUUGGAUUUGGAAAUGAACCGCCAAAUUGUGCUCUCCCGCCCGCCAGAUAUCAACCUUCCCCUGUCUGCCGAGCGCAGCCCGCCCCAGCAGCCAUGGAGCUCCGAUCCGUGUGACAUUUUAGAUGUUGGACUUGGCUCGCAGGUUUAUGAGACUGAGAGCUUCCUCAUUGCCCCUAAGGUCGGGCGGAAAUGCGUGAAGCGCGUAGAUUGUAUCUGGGGUGCUUGGUUUUUCUUCAGUUUCUACUUCAAGCCUGCGAUGAAUGAUAAGUCAAAGGCCAAGAUCAUCAGGGACAGUAAUGGGAUUUCUGGGUUCGAAAAGUCUGAUCUGAACCUUGAUAUUUUCAUGGUUCAACAUGAUAUGGAGAACAUGUAUAUGUGGGUUUUUAAGGAGAGGCCUGAUAAUGCACUGGGGAAAAUGCAGCUUAGGAGUUAUAUGAACGGUCAUUCUCGCCAAGGGGAGCGCCCCUUUCCAUUUAGUGUCGAUAAGGGUUUUGUUCGAUCUCACAGAAUGCAACGGAAGCAUUAUAGGGGUCUCUCGAAUCCUCAGUGUGUUCAUGGAGUUGAGGUUGUUCCAUCUCCCAAUUUGAUGGGUCUUGAUGAAGAAGACAGGAAGAGGUGGGUGGAACUCACAGGCAGGGACUUGAAUUUCACCAUUCCCUCUGAGGCAGGUGAUUUCAGUUCAUGGAGAAAUCUACCCAACACUGAUUUCGAACUUGAGAGGCCAACCUCUAUAAAAACUGCCUCGAAUUCUCACUCAAAAAAACUGCUCAACGGAUCUGUGCUUAAUUUGUCAACUCAGCCAUCGAACCACAAUAACUGCGAUGGGAUGGAUUUAUCGCCCGUCAGCAGUAAAAGGAAGAAGGAUUUCUUCUCAAACGGUAACGAUGAUGAUUGCUACUUGGCUGUGAAUAAUAAUCACACAUCCGAUCGCAUUUCCGAUAUGGAAGUCCACCCAACUGAGCCACAUUGGUUAAACGACUUUAGUGGUGUAAUGAAGAAUGUUUACGGGCCCGUAACAGCUGCCAAGUCGAUAUAUGAGGACGAUGAAGGUUAUUUAAUCAUCAUCAGCUUGCCUUUUGUUGACCUUCAGAGCGUUAAAGUUUCUUGGAGGAACACGCUCACGCACGGUAUCAUAAAAGUGUCUUGCAUGACCACGUCGGGCAUGCCCUUCAUCAAGAGACAUGAUCGAACAUUCAAGCUUACAGACCCAUCUCCAGAACACUGUCCCCCGGGUGAAUUUGUAAGGGAGAUCCCGCUGGCAACUCGGAUUCCUGAAGAUGCUAAUAUAGAAGCAUAUUACGACGGCCCAGGAUCUGUCCUCGAGAUUAUGGUGCCGAGACUCCGUGUCGGGCCCGAAGAACACGAAGUUCGUGUCUGCCUUCGCCCCCACCUUGGGGGCAAUGAUCUUAUGUUAACUUGAGAUGUCCAUGUCCCAUCUGUUUAGGCGAUCAAUAACAGUUAUCGCUGGAGGUAGGCACACUUCGCUGUUUACUAACUAAGCUUCCUUUUAGUGUUUUUUGUUCAUGGGAAGAGAAUGUACUUUUCUAUUUGCUCCUUUUGCUAUUCUUUCCUCACUAAAUUUAUGCUUCAUAUUUAGAAAUUGAUUGCAAGUAUACUGAGCAUAUGUAUGAACUUAAUAUUUGAUUUUUUUUUUUUUUGUGUCAUUUAUACAAAUAUCAUUGGUUGGAUUA
Molecule: messenger RNA, 1805 nt
Organism: Momordica charantia (bitter melon)
Lineage: Eukaryota; Viridiplantae; Streptophyta; Magnoliopsida; Cucurbitales; Cucurbitaceae
Source: RefSeq, a predicted model, not a curated record